Cyprinus carpio (common carp) is the source of this 2771-nucleotide messenger RNA. RefSeq names its product transgelin 3a. Gene Ontology annotation, molecular function: protein binding. The record is from RefSeq and is a predicted model, not a curated record. NCBI's taxonomy places the organism in Eukaryota, Metazoa, Chordata, Actinopteri, Cypriniformes, Cyprinidae.
ACGCCAGUGAUUGCGCGCAACCUUCCGUUUUACGUAACACUUACUGUAGAGCUCCAUCAGCGACUAUGAUGCGUGAUGCUCUGCUUGGGCUGUUUCCACGUAAUGACGGAUGCUGAGCUGCGUCCCACCCCCUUGCCCCAUACGAAUGGUCCUUCAUGGUGCCAACAGACGGACAUUACACGGCCGAGGAAAACAACAAACAGCCUCCAUCACUAGGGUUGAGAUUUUUUUUACCAGUGUAGGUUGGUGUUAAUGUCUGAGUGCCGCCAUGGCAAACAGGGGACCAAGCUAUGGGCUCAGCCGUGAGGUCCAAGAGAAGAUUGAACAGAAGUAUGAUGCAGAGUUGGAGGCUCGGCUUGUGGGAUGGAUCGUGGCCCAGUGUGGUGACGACCUGGAGCGACCUGAACCUGGCAAACAGAACUUCCAGAAAUGGCUUAUGAGUGGAACAAUUCUCUGCCGGCUCAUCAACAGUCUGUACCCCAGUGGUGAGGAACCAAUUAAGAAAAUUACAGAAACUAGUAUGGUCUUUAAGCAAAUGGAAAAGAUUUCUCAGUUCCUGCAGGCUGCUGAAGAUUAUGGUGUCACCAGAGGAGACAUAUUCCAAACUGUUGAUCUUUGGGAAGGAAAGGACAUGGCUGCAGUCCAGAGGACACUGAUGGCUUUGGGAAGUGAAGCUCUGACAAGGGAUGAUGGACAUUACCGUGGAGACAAAGAUUGGUUUCAUAGGAAAGCCAAGGUCCACAAGCGGGAGUUUUCUGAGGAGCAGCUGCGUCAAGGUCGCAGUCUUAUCGGCAUGCAAAUGGGAACCAAUCGUGGAGCCUCUCAAUCUGGCAUGGUAGGGUAUGGCACCCCACGGCAAAUCAUGCGGUAUGACUCUCCUCGACACAAUGGACAUGAGAGCAAUCCCUAAACACCAUACAGUUUGGUAUUUAAAAUCUGUACUGGAGCCGAAAGCCAAUUCUAGAGCUCCAGUUGUAGGAGGAAUGUGUACGUGUGUGUAUGUAUAUAGAUAAACUGUGGACCUGUUACUGCUUACUCCAGUCCUUGAAUUACACAUAUUAGAAUGUUGUCCUUUCAUCCACAAUCCAGCAGUGCCGGCUGUUAUUGACUCUCAGGCAAGCUUCAGAUCAAGGCCAAAAUGUGCAAAAUAAACAAUUUAAAUUAAAUAUUGUAUCUAAAAGCUCAACUCAUAAAGUCUCUUGAAAUGCGCAUCUCUGUAAACAUGUAGCUCUUUAAGAAUCAUAAGCUGACAAUCUGGUACUUGAAUGUCUAGCGUUCAUUUAUGAUUAUGCAUUUAGCUCAUUAUUUUACCCGAAGCAACAUAAAAGUCCAUUUAAGGAAUUGUGUCCUAUGAAAUUAAACCAACAAUAUCGGUGUUGCAAGCCCAUACUCUACCAAUUGGGCUAAAUGAGUUGCGCAUGCAAUAGGAAAAUUCUGAAGAAAAGUCUAUUUUUACUUAAAGCCAUAUGUAACUAAUCAGUAUGUCAAGAUAUAUGAAAUAAAGUGCUUAAAAUAUAAAUGUAUUGGAUUAAAGUGAUACUGUGCUCAGUUGCUACCAAAUGUAUAUUAUUAUUGAUGUAUACUAACUAUAAAGGUUCAUGUUCCUGCUAGCAGAAUGCGCCAAACUAAUCGACUCAUUAAUCGAGUCAUACUAUGUCUUCAGAAAAUGUCAUUGUUGUGCAGAAAUUUCUGAUGUUGCUGCAAUGAAAUGAUGCUAUACAUUCCAGUGAUAUGAGAAAAGAACCGUGUGCUUAAGAGUCUGACUCAAGUAACACUAAUACAAAAGAAUGUGCUAUUUAUUAAAAGUCAUUUUAAAUGCAGCUAUUUUCAACUUUUGUUAAUUUUAUGCAUUAACUAACAUGCAUGUAAAGUAAACGUGGUUCUUAUGCUAAGACUGUAUUGCAGAUUAUUAUAUUUAUUUAUUGUGAAGUAUCACUUUUGUAUCUAUACAUAGUACCUUUGACAAUCAAAAUACCAAUUGUCAUGACUUAAAUGUUUGGCUGUUUAGUUCCGUGUUUCUUGUUUUUAUUUUUGUGGUUUGAUUUUAAAUCCAUUUAUUAUUAGAAAAAUCUAAUUAACCAUCUUUUUUUCUUUCCUAUUUACUAAAUGGUUUAGUUUAGUUUUAAUUUCUUGGAAUGUAGAUACAUUUGUUGUUGUUUUUUUAUUCAACAUUGUUUGACUACUGUAAAACAGAGGACUAGAUAUUAGUCUCAGUUUUUAAUUGUGUGCACAAAUGUCUAUUAUUUCGAUAACUGUUGCAAAUAUAUCUUACUAUUCACUGGUAGUUGUUUAUGUGUUUGUGAAAGGUAAACUCUUCACCAGACCAUUUUUUGUGUGCAUUGAUAUAUUUACACAAAAGUGAACAACUGUAUUCAAAAAUGUGCCUCUACUUGUACAAAUCAUUGCACGUUCAUUUAAUUCUGACCUUCACAGACACAAGCUGCAAGGUAUAGUGUAUUGGUUUGUGGUAAGACACAUUUGAACUGAUGGAAAAUUGUACACUCAUUCAUAUAGCUUGCAUACAGGUGACAGUAAACAAACAUGAGUUUAUUUCAAGAGCAUAGUGUAACAUUCUCCUUUAGCUGAUAUACAUGUUCAUUCUGCUUACAGUUAAACAUCCAAACUAUCACAAUGGCUACACAAUUUUGUCCACAAAAUCUGCCUCACACACACACACUCACUCACUCUUGUAAAAUGGUGAAAAAACAUUUGAACAGAAAGAAUAUGGAAACUAACUGGAAUGAAAACAAAUAAAAAACAAUGGCUCAAAA